AUGCCCUACCAUUCUCUUUCACUCCCCUGCUCCUCUCCUCAUUCUUCUCUCUCUCUCUUUCUCAUUCUGUCCCCCUUCUCUCUCUUAGCUCCCUUCUCUCCUCUCGGUAGUGAGACCGUGGUGAAGUUUGAUCCCUAUGGCGACGGGAUGGGACGCUACAACAUCUUCAGUUACCAGCACAACGCUGAUCGCUACGGAUACGUGCCCAUCGGUGAGUGGGCAGAGACUCUGAGCCUGAGCAGCGAUCUGAUUCGCUGGCCAAGGGAGGUGGUGCCCCCAUCCCAAUGCAGCGACCCGUGUGCCCGCAACGAGAUGAAGAAGAUGCAGGCUGGUGAGGAACACACACACACACACACAUAGGGCUUUAAGCAGAUCUAGUGACAGCACUAGUAGAACUUUAAGUGUAAUUUGUUUUGGAAGAAGGAAAUGAUUGGAGCAGCUGGCUCUCAUGUAAACAUCCAUGUUUCCUUUUCUGACAUAAACGCUGCCUAAGGUAAUGUAUUUGUUUUAUUCCUGUAUCUUGUAGGAGAGUACUGUUGUUGGAUCUGUACGGCGUGUGAGGCUCAUGAGUACCUAGCUGAUGAGUUUACCUGUUCACCCUGCGCCCCUGGCCAGUGGCCCAGUGAAGACAUCACUUCCUGUUACGACCUGCCUGAGGACUACAUCAUGUGGGAGGACGCCUGGGCUAUCGGACCAAUCAGCAUCGCCAUUGUUGGGUGAGAAGUUAGAGGAGAGGAAGAGGGAUAGUCUCAUCAGUUGGCAUAGGUCUAAAGUGCAGGCUUUUGUUCAGGACCAGCACUAACACUAGACGCAUUUCCCAAAGGGGAUUCAACAAUGUAAACCGAAACUGAUCUACUCUCCAUGUGCAGGUUCCUGUGUACAUCUCUGGUGUUCUGGGUGUUUGUGAGACACAACAGCACACCCCUGGUGAAGGCGUCAGGCAGAGAGUUGUGUUACAUUCUACUGCUGGGUGUCUUCAUGUCCUACUCCCUCACCUUCCUCUUCCUGGCCAAGCCCUCGCCUGCUAUCUGCGCCAUGCGACGCCUCGGCCUCAGCACCUCAUUCGCUGUCUGCUACUCCGCCCUGCUCACCAAGACCAAUCGGAUCGCCCGGAUCUUCAGCGGGGUGAAGGACGGGGGCGGGACCACGAAGCCACGCUUCAUAAGCCCCACGUCUCAGGUCAGAGGUCAUCCUAGCUGUCAGAAGAGGGGGGAGAGAAGAGGGAGGGAGGGAGAGAAGAGAUGUACGGAGAGAUAGAGGAAUGGAGGUAGGGAGAGAUGGAAGGAGGGGAGAGAUGGAGGCAGGUUAGGGAUGGAUAAUUUAGAUGAUGAUGGUGUAGCUCUUCUCUCUCUCUCUCUCUCUCUCUCUCUCUCUCUCUCUCUCUCUCUCUCUCUCUCGAUCUUUCUCUUCCCCCCCCAGGUGUUUAUCUGUCUCAGUCUGAUAUCAGUCCAGUUAGUGAUGGUGUCAGUGUGGUUGCUGCUGGAGGUUCCUGGUACCAGGAGGUUUACGUUACCAGAGCGACGGCAGACAGUGAUCCUGAAGUGUAACGUCCGUGACUCCAGCAUGCUGCUGUCGCUAGGAUACGACGUGCUCCUGGUCAUCCUGUGUACUGUGUAGGUGGUGCGGAGGUGGUGUGUGUGUCUAUGUGUGUAGACUUCUGAAGGUUUAUAAUUGUGUUUAUUGCAUAAGACUUGGAGGUUUGUUUAUUCUUUCGUUCUUUUCGUCUCCUUUAUCGGAUCCUAGGUACGCCUUCAAGACCAGGAAGUGUCCAGAGAACUUCAACGAGGCUAAGUUCAUAGGUUUCACCAUGUACACAACCUGUAUCAUCUGGCUAGCCUUCCUGCCCAUAUUCUACGUCACAUCCAGUGACUACAGGGUGAGAGCAAGGUUCAUACAUAAACACACAUACUGUAUGUACACAACCAUUAUAUUCACCAUAAACAAACAUAAGGGCAAACUUUUUAAUAAGACACACUGCUGUCUUCCACUGUCGCUGGCUGCAGGAUAUCUGUCCUGACAGGUCAUGCUAACUGUUUUAUGGGCACCCGUAUAAUAAUGUUAAUCCAAGAAGCAGUCCCUCACAGACAGAACUGCCAGGUACUGACAAACUGUCGACGAGCAGAGCAAGAGGAGGGUAUGUGUUUACCUGAUCCUUACAAAUCACACACACACACACACACACACAGCCUUAGGCUGUGGAAAGAAUUGCUUUGGCCUUGGUAAUCUGACUUGUGAGGUAGAGAGAGACACACAAACACCAUGGCCUUGCCUGUGAGAUGGUGUGUGUGUGUGUGUGUGUGUGUGUGUGUGUGUGUGUGUGUGUGUGUGUGUGUGUGUGUGUGUGUGUGUGUGUGUGUGUGUGUGUGUGUGUGUGUUUGCGUGCGUGCGUGUGCGCUUGUACAUGAAGCGGGUACACGCACAUUUGUGUGUGCUUUUGUGUCUGUUCAUGCAUAUGUCCAUAAAAAGCAUCCUCUCUUCCUUCCUCUGCACCUCUGUUCCAUGGCGUUACCAUGCUCUCUGUCUCCCUCUACAGGUCCAGACCACCACCAUGUGUAUCUCUGUCAGUCUCAGUGGCUUCGUGGUGCUGGGCUGUAUGUUCGCUCCCAAGGUCCACAUCAUCAUGUUCCAACCACAGAAGAAUGUCACCAGCCUCCGCCUCAAUAUCAACCGCUUCAGUGUCAGUGGUCCUGCCACCACAUACGCUUCACACGGUAUGGUUAAGUUACAGUCAGAGACACUGACCACUGAGCAUGGUUCGUUAUCUAGCCAAGGUGGAAUUGAACUCAAUUUCCCAUUUUUCUUAAUCUCUCUCUCUCUCGCUCUCUCUCUCUCUCUCUCUCUCUCUCUCGCUCUCUCUCUCUCUCCAGCAUCAGUGAGUGCCCAGUACGUACCGACAGUGUGUAAUGGGAGAGAGAUUGUCGACUCCACCACUUCCUCUCUGUGACCACACCCACUCACCUCUCUAACCCUGCCCCCCAGAGACUGUUAGCAAAUAGGAACACAUUAUGUCCCCGUCCCCUCCUCCCACCACGUGGACUAGAACAGUACUGUUUCACGUCUGUAGAAAGUGUUUAUUAUUACAUUGUUUUCUAGUGCUGUACAUAUAAUGGAAUCGAAAUUGUUGUAGAGAAACAAAAGAACCAAAACAAUUUUGUAGGAGGAUUUUUUUAGCCUUUGUUUUGAAUAGUUUUGUUAAGACGAUGUGUACAUAAAUAACUGUGCACUGGGUUGUGAUAGGAGAGUGUGUGUGUGUAUGUGUGUUAGGGUUGUGAAAG
Messenger RNA from Coregonus sp. 'balchen', 3275 nucleotides. NCBI's taxonomy places the organism in Eukaryota, Metazoa, Chordata, Actinopteri, Salmoniformes, Salmonidae. The record is from the annotation of a GenBank genome assembly.